UCGGACGCGCCGCGCCGCUCGCGAUAUCCGCAACAUCGCGAAACGGAACCGACGCGCGAAAAAAACAUAACAUAAAAACAAUAGAAGAUUAAAAAAGAAAAAAAUACAGAUUAAUUAUUUUUCUCUGUGAUUGACUGUGCUUGUGAAGUGAGUUUUUGUCGGAAUAGGAAGUUUUUAAUUGUCUGUCUACAAAGAGACGUUUUAAGGUAAAAGGACCUGCAAACUAUGUGGUUGUACACAGCUACUACUGAAAUCUUCAAACUGUGCGCUCUUACGUACAUAACGCCUUGUCGGUAGUCCACCGGCCGAAGAGACUAUUGAAACAGUCAAAAUGGAAGAAAAAUAUAACAGUCCCAGGUUCACAGUGUCGGUUGUGGAGCCGGAAUCAAAGAAGAAUGGCAUCCACAUGGGAGCAAGCAUCAUCUCCCGGCCGCUGCGGUCCUCAGCCGAGACCGCCGAGCGAGGAGUCGCCGUGGUCGCCCCUAGCCAGCCAGAUACCUGGCUUCAUGAUGCCGGGUGGCGACGAAAAAGGUCGCUGGCACAGCUUACCAGAGAAGCACUCCCAAGAAUGGAGAAUUAUAGGAAUUCAAAAAGAGCGCUGAAGAGGCCAAGCUUGGGCGAGCUACAUGGGGACCAUUUAAUUACUGAAGAGGACGAGAGAGACACGAAGCGCGACACCAAGUCACCGACGCCGGCGAUCGGAAUCAAAUUAGGAUGGAUCCAAGGCGUGCUAAUACCAUGUCUGCUCAACAUCUGGGGCGUGAUGCUCUUCCUGCGGAUCUCGUGGGUGGUGUCUCAAGCUGGCAUCGGGCUCUCGCUGAUCAUCAUCGCCAUCUCUGCCGUCGUGUGCGUCAUCACAACGCUAUCUAUGAGUGCGAUAUGUACCAACGGCGAGGUCAAAGGAGGUGGGAUUUACUACAUCAUCUCCCGCUCCCUCGGGCCCGAGUUCGGAGCGUCAGUCGGCAUCAUCUUCGCGUUCGCCAACGCUGUCGCGGCCAGCAUGAACACAAUCGGUUUCUGCGACUCAUUGAAUGACCUGUUAGGUCCGAACGGAGGAAUAUUCUCCGACAAGAUGAACGACACGAGACUCAUCGGGAGUAUUGCGCUGCUGGUCAUGUGCAUCAUUUGCGCGAUUGGCAUGGAUUGGGAAAGCAAGGCUCAGAACUUCCUGAUCGCAAUCAUCAUCGCGGCUAUAGUGGACUUCGUGGUCGGAACACUCAUGGGACCACAAGACAACGAGUCCAUCGCACGCGGUUUCGUUGGACUUAGUGCGCAAACGUUCAGCACUAACUUCAACCCAGACUGGCGGUUUAGUGAAGGGUUAAACCAGGACUUCUUCAGCGUGUUUGCCAUCUUCUUCCCAUCCGUCACCGGCAUUCAGGCUGGUGCCAACAUUUCCGGCGACCUCAAGGACCCAGCGUCAGCCAUCCCGAAAGGCACGCUUCUAUCCCUGCUGAUAUCCAUGAUAAGCUACGCGCUGAUGGUUCUGUUCUCCGGCGGCGGCGCCCUGCGAGAUGCCAGCGGCAACGUCACAGACCUCGUCAUAGACAACGGCACCUUUGUAGAUCUGGGUACGGUCUCCGCCUGCGCUAACUCUACAGCCGGAUGUCCGAAUGGACUGCACAAUGAUUAUUCCGUUAUGCAGCUGAUGUCAGCGUGGGGCCCGCUCAUCUACGGCGGGUGCUGGGCGGCCACUCUUUCCACGGCGCUGACCAACCUGCUGUCCGUCCCGCGGCUCAUCCAGGCGCUGGGCGUCGACCGCAUCUACCCUGGCCUCAUCUUCUUCUCCAAGGGCUACGGGAAACAUGGCGAGCCUUACAGAGGAUACGUGCUCACGUUUUUGGUGUCGCUUAUCUUCUUACUUAUCGCCGACCUGAACACCAUCGCGCCGCUGAUCUCCAACUUCUACCUGGCCUCAUACGCGCUCAUCAACUUCUGCACCUUCCACGCGGCGCUCGUGCGGCCGCUAGGCUGGCGCCCUACUUUCAGGUUUUACAACAUGUGGAUAUCGCUAGCUGGGUUCCUGAUGUGCGUGGCCAUCAUGCUGCUCAUCAGCUGGAAGAUGUCGCUCAUCACCUUCGCCAUAUUCCUCACGCUAUACCUCAUCGUACACUACCGGAAGCCAGAUGUAAACUGGGGCAGCAGUACCCAAGCUCAAAUGUACAAGACGGCGCUCUCGAGUGCACACAACUUGGCCCGCACCGGGGAGCACGUGAAGAACUACUGGCCGCAGCUGUUGGUGCUGGCUGGUCGGCCUCAGGCUCGCCCGGCGCUCAUAGACCUGGGCCAUCUCAUCACGAAGGCUGGCUCGCUGAUGAUCGUCGGAGAUGUGACCCAGGGCAAGCUAUCCUACAAGGAGCGCAGCGCUCGCGCCCGGUCCAACGACGAGUGGCUUCGAGGGCGCAAAAUCAAGGCGUUCAGCGCCAGCGUCCACGGGUUCAACUUUGAACAGGGCGCCCGGGCUCUCAUACAAGCGGCCGGUGUUGGGCGGCUGUCCCCUAACGUCAUGCUUAUGGGGUACAAGGCGGACUGGGCUACGGCGCCCGCCAGCGAUCUGGAGGCUUACUUCAAUGUGCUACACACAGCCUUCGAGAACCGUCUAGCCGUAGCCAUUCUCCGCGUGGCCGGCGGGCUGGACUACGGUCCAGUGACGGCAGAGGAUGCGCCGGUCACAGGACUCACGGCGACUUCCAGCGGUAGCGGAGACCUGCGGGUGCGCUCGCCUAAUGUCAUGAUGCACGCUGAUUCUGACCUUGACAUAAGGGGUGAUUCGCAGCCUUCCAGCAGGCAUAAUCUGCAAAGUUUGUUGACGAUGACAACUUCGAGAUCGUUCACGAUUUCGGAGGCAAAAGAGAACGGCAAGAAGAAGCCCAUGGACAUCCAUCGACAAAUAGUAUAUAAGGCGUCCAAUGGCGUGGAGCUCUCUAAGGAUCAGCUAUCACAGAUGACCAUUUUCCAAAAGAAACAGGAAUCAGGCACUCUGGACGUCUGGUGGCUGUACGACGACGGCGGUCUGACGAUCCUGCUGCCUUACAUCCUGUCGCAGCGUGCUGCGUGGUCGCACUGCAAGCUGCGUGUGUUCGCGCUCGCCAACCGGCGGCAUGAACUGGAAUUGGAGGAGAGAAAUAUGGCUAACCUAUUAUCGAAGUUCCGUAUCGACUAUUCGUCGCUGACGAUGGUGCAGGACAUCACCGAAGCUCCGCAGGCGGAGACGAAGAAACUGUUCGACGACCUGGUUGCCAAAUUCGCUGACAACACUAAUGAAGAAUCUAAAAUAAGCGAGGUGGAACUUCUAACGUUAGCCGAGAAGACUAACCGACAGCUGCGUCUACGAGAGCUACUUCUAGAGAAGUCCAAAGACGCCAACCUGGUGGUUAUGUCCCUACCGAUGCCUAGGAAGGGUUCGGUGUCAGCUCCGCUGUACAUGGCGUGGCUGGAGGUGUUGAGCCGCGACCUGCCGCCCAUGCUGUUCGUGCGAGGGAACCACACCUCCGUCCUCACCUUCUACUCCUAGGUGUCGAGACUGUCGAGGCACAGACUUUAUCCUACUACUCCUAGACGAUCGAGGCAUCUGAGUUCAAGUCUGCUUGAUCCUUCAACUACUUGACGAUCAAGGCACAAACUUGAUCAACACGGAUUUUGGGAAAAACUUAAUAAUGAACCACGAACCCUUAAACAUCUUGGUUGCACAAACCAGGGAUUCUAACAAAACGUAUAAUCUGAGUCUGUCCCGACAAUACGGAAGAGCGAUAGAGAUAACUACGAUACGGUAAAGAUGCUUCGGAAGACUUAUAUUGACCCGGGAUAUAGACCUUUUAAAUGUUUAUUGAGGUCCCGAUAUUUCGAUUCAUUUGCAUGCAUCAUGAUCACGGGGGUCUAUAUCCCGGUCAAUAUACCUAAGUAAUGAAACUAACCGUGAAUAAUUUAAAACUUUUAAUGCAUCGGAAGUCACUAGUUUGUGUUUACACUAUUGGAUGGAGCGUCCGUUAUCUAUAUUAUCAUCAUCGGCCUUCAAGUCUCUAACAGACUAUUCAAGCAGUGUCAGGCGGGGCGACAAUGUUUUUCGUGGCUAUGUAUAAGUAAGCCAAUACGGGAGCGGCAAACACGACCACAACUUUGGCAAGUGUGGUGCAUGAAGAGGUAUCGCGUGGGUAACGCUUGGCUCGCUUACUUGCGAGUGCCGCAAACCAAGUAUUGUCGUCCAUCAAACACCAAUUUGCGCGACUUGUAAGGCAAGCGGCAAGCUCUUCCCAUUUGUGGACCGGGAUGUUGAAGGCGUGCAUGUCUCGUUUGGCGCAAUCUUUAUGACGUAGCAUUGGCCGGCCGACGCUUCUCUUGGCAUCAGCUAUGGCACCAAGCAAGACACGCCGCGGCAAACGAGAAGGUUGCAUUGCAUUCGAUGCACAUGCCCCAGACAGCGUAAGCGUCUCUGCUUUAGCAGCGCAAAGAGGCUGGCUAUACCUAUAUGGUUAUGUAUUUACGUUCCUAGCCUCGCAAUCAAUUAUUUUCUUUAUUCAAACUAAUAGUAAUUUUCAUCCGAUCCGUUUUAAAAGAUUUGAUGCUAGCAGAAAACAUUAAAAUAAAUAACUAUUUAACCUUAGAACGUUUUCACAUUAUCCGAUCCGAUAUCGGCUGUAAGAAAGGCUAAGAUGGCGGCUUUAUUAUAUAGUAUAUCGGUCCUACGUCCGAUAUUGGAUCGGGUAAUAUGAAAACGCUAUUAUACUUAAUACAUUAAUUACAUAAUAAUUAAUACGCUUGUUUCAAAGUACGUUAAUUUUUCCUUAUUUUUUAAGAAGUACAAUAGGUAUGCGAAUAAACUUAUUUAUAAGUAUUUAAUAUUAAGUUAUAUU
Messenger RNA from Leguminivora glycinivorella, 4850 nucleotides. RefSeq names its product bumetanide-sensitive sodium-(potassium)-chloride cotransporter-like. Bases 332 to 3514 code for a protein of 1060 amino acids. Gene Ontology annotation, molecular function: sodium:potassium:chloride symporter activity. Gene Ontology annotation, biological process: sodium ion homeostasis; potassium ion homeostasis; sodium ion transmembrane transport. Gene Ontology annotation, cellular component: membrane. The record is from RefSeq and is a predicted model, not a curated record. The transcript is spliced from 20 exons. Lineage: Eukaryota; Metazoa; Arthropoda; Insecta; Lepidoptera; Tortricidae.